This is a messenger RNA of Triticum aestivum (bread wheat), 1411 nucleotides long. RefSeq lists its product as uncharacterized. Lineage: Eukaryota; Viridiplantae; Streptophyta; Magnoliopsida; Poales; Poaceae. The transcript is spliced from 2 exons. Bases 189 to 1097 code for a protein of 302 amino acids. The record is from RefSeq and is a predicted model, not a curated record.
UCCGUCCGCGCCGCCUCCCUUUACGCCCUUAUUUUACUCGAGGGUUCGUGCCCCCUGAUUCAGAUGAGGAUUUGGGUUUGACGACCGCUCAUCGGAUUCGAGUUGCAGGUUUCAAGGGGCAGAAGCAACCUCGCCACAUAACUGCCUAAUCCCAAUUUCAGCUGCGAAUUGCAGGUACCUAAAAUCUAAUGAAGAGUCCAGAGAGAAUGCCAAAGCGACCCUACGAAGGGCGCGUUGGCAAGAAGGUCAAGCGUCGCCGUCGUCACCUUUAUGUUGUCAUGAAGGACGAGGACGGUAGAUGCGGUAUCCACAAAUUUGAUUUAUCUACGAAUCUGUUGGACGAUGGCCACCCAGUUGUGGAGGUUCUACCGCCCGCUCUCAACCAUUUCGAUUCUCCCUCGAGGGGAUUCUUUGUGGCCUUCGGCACCAAGAUCAUGGUAUUCCAUUCAAAAUCGGACAAGAUCGGCCCCCCUUUCUUUGAUGUUAGCACUCACAACAUGGGUCAGGGUCCUCGGACCAGGUCACGUCUUUCUCAACCCAUAUAUCUGCCGGUUUGUGACAAGCUUGUUGCUCUGGAUGGCAACCACUCGGAGCUUCUUUAUCUUCCUCCACUGGAAGGGAAAUGGUUGCGGUGUAAGCUCCCAAACCUUUCCUUCAACCUCCAAGACAUUAUCUCUCACGCUGUGCACCCUGACGGCCGGACCAUCUUUGUCAGCUUCAAGAGUUACUCAUCCACCGCCACAUUUUCCCUUGAUACUGGGUCGGAUCAUGCUAGGUGGAGGUUUCAUGGCAUGUGGGGGCUGCCGUUCACAGGUCGUGCUCACUUUGUCCCAGGGCUCAACGCCUGGGUUGGGCUUUCUGGUGAUCAGGACACGCUUGGCCACCUUUGCUCCUGUGAUGUCGUGUCCACUGAUCCUGAUUCCAGCAACAAGCAUUCCCCACCACCAUGGAAGCUUGGUAAGGAGAAACUGUUCUGCAAGAAAUCAUUCGAGGAACACGUAGGAGCCAACCUUUUGUACCUGGGAGUCGAAACCAAUUUCUGCCUUCUGCAUUAUUUCAGUGUUAAAGAUGAUGAUUGCAUGCCGCAUUUGCUUUGAUUGCUUACUUUCUCUGUCAAGUAUGAUAAGAAUGGAGACAUCUGGACCUGCCGAAUUCUAGAGUCUAGCGUGAAUGGUGCAAGGUGGACCAAAUCACGUCGCCGGCGCAGAUGCUACAAGCUUCCUAGCGCAGCAACGAUUCUCGAUCCUGCCCUGCAGGUUCCUGUGGCAUUCUGGAUGUAGCAAGAAUCUUUGCUUAGGUUGUUCAGUUAUACAUUGUUAUGUCAAGUUAUCUGUAGGGUGAUGUAUGCUGUCCCUAUUUAUUAUGAACUUCUGUAAUAUUAAAUCCACUAUUCUGUCAUUUUAGAACUCUA